AUGGAUACAGCAGUCAAUUCGCCCUACCGAGAGCCCCUCGUGAAGUACACGAAGGCGCUUCCCAGUACACCAAUAGAAUUGAAAGAUUCUCAGCAAACAAUCAUGUCAAAAACCUUGCCUUCUUUGCCAGCAAGAACGAGCUCUCUGCCGGAGAGGAAAAGCUCAAGAGCAAUGUCAAUUCCACGUCGAGCCGUUGGGAGUACUCCAAUUGCGUCGAAAAAGUCUUCCAUUGCGAGCAUAUCAUCUUCGGGUUACUCUGGUUCUGUCCUUUCUCGAACUUUGUCCGGGGGUAGCAACUUUACCAAAGAUUCACUCAGCUAUACUGAAUCGGAGUUUCGAAAAACUCCUCCGAUACCAGAGCAAGACGAACAGAACCACGUAUCUCCUACGACACCAAGAAAGGAUAUAGGAAGUCCAAGAUCUUUAUCAAGUUUGAAAUCUUCUCCAACGCAAGAAAUUUGGAGGAGAAGAUCGUUAGUGACCCAGAAGGGAAUUGAGUUUCCUGAUUUGAAACUUCUAAAGAGUAACGGCUCAACGGCAAGUCCUCCUUCCAAAAACGGCAACUUGGCACUCGAUCGUUCCUUGCCCAAACUACCAAGUCAGGUUCUCCGAUAUAGAGAGCUUUCUGAUCGAGAACGAGGUCUCAUACCUGCUCGUGAAGCACCGCAAGCACCAGCAGUACCGCCGAUGGGCGCAAAGAUUUCGAAGCUGAAAGACAUCAGCAAACGAAAAGCCACAGAUCAGUCUCAUGAAAUCAGGGGGCAUGGCGAAUUUAACACUAACCAGUCUGGAGAUCUUGGAGAAGGGCAUACGUCACAGUCGACAAACGCACCAUACUCGCCUCAUGGAGGUCUGCCAACACCAGAAUAUUUAAGAUCGGAUGAAGAUCAAAGUCAACCAUCUACACCACAAGUAUUUUCACCGACUACACCACCCAGCGAUCUAUCAUCCGCAACCCAAGUACCAAUAAAGUCGGAUGCUAAUCACACUCAAAUUAUUUCCGUUGCAACAGCGAGCGAUCGAUCAAUUUCGCAACAGUCUCCACUCAUGCCUAAUCUUCUUCACGGCAACCACUCUCGGAGUCCCUCGGAAACUUUGACCAUCACAUCUCCCCUGGAUGUCGUCCGGUCACCGCAACCCCAAAAGCCACAUGCCACCAAAACUAUCCUUACACCUCAGCCCUCACCUCCAGCUGAAUCGGCAACCUUCUCGCCAUCUAUUACAUCCACGACCCCAACUGUUACAACAAACCCACAUUCCCGUGAGACCUCUCGAACAACUACCUCUCGUGCAACGUCUCUCUCUUACUCUUAUUUCCCUUUAUCGCCUUCCUCACUUCCUGCUCCUGGAACAAUUCUACCAGCUCCUCCCAUUACAUCACAACAUAUUGAUUGCUUUCAAAGUCACAGAUUUAUGCGGCGAUCACGAAAUAAUUUGUGUCCACUCCAAUGCCAAACUUGCUCGAAGGGAGACUAUGAACAACAAUGGAAAUGUACAUGGUGCUGUUUAAGGGUAUGUUCUGACUGCAUGGCUGUUUUGGCAACAGUACGAAAAGAUUUAGGCGCUUUCUUGAAAUUGAUUGGAAAGGAUACGCCGAAUGAAUCCGAUGGCAAGACGAUGAUGGUCGAGAAAGAUAUCGGUGAGAGAAGUGGAACUGUGAAUCAGGAGAAUGAGAAUCAUCAAGUGGGUGUUGAAGCGUGA
Botrytis byssoidea is the source of this 1701-nucleotide messenger RNA. RefSeq lists its product as uncharacterized. Bases 1 to 1701 code for a protein of 566 amino acids. The transcript has a single exon. The record is from RefSeq and is a predicted model, not a curated record. NCBI's taxonomy places the organism in Eukaryota, Fungi, Ascomycota, Leotiomycetes, Helotiales, Sclerotiniaceae.